Messenger RNA from Anopheles coustani, 3295 nucleotides. RefSeq names its product squamous cell carcinoma antigen recognized by T-cells 3 (gene Rnp4F). Bases 97 to 2880 code for a protein of 927 amino acids. The transcript has 6 exons. Gene Ontology annotation, molecular function: RNA binding; protein binding. Gene Ontology annotation, biological process: RNA processing. Lineage: Eukaryota; Metazoa; Arthropoda; Insecta; Diptera; Culicidae. The record is from RefSeq and is a predicted model, not a curated record.
ACGAACGCCAAGCUGCAUGUACCGAACCAAAUCGUUUAUUAGUUACUCCAAGAUUACACAUUCAGACGAAAGUGGUAAACUGAAAUAAUCACAACCAUGUCCAACGCCGAAACGAUAGAUUUGUCCGAAGAGCAGGACGCCAUGGACGAAAGUGCCGAAAGAACGGACACGGAAGAUGAGGACACUUCCGGCGGUGACACAAACACGGAGGACGAAGAUACGGAUGACGAUGAUAACGACGAGUCAACUGAAUCAAAGUACAUUAAAGAGUACAUUGAGAUUCUAACUAAGAUUGCCGGCGACAAGUACAACUACGACAACUAUGCUGAACUGUUGGAAGUUGCACACCAAAUGAAUGACCUGGAGAAGAUCCGGCAGAGUGCGGAGAUUUUCGCCGCAAUGUAUCCCCUGUCGCCGGAGAUAUGGUUGCGGUGGUUAAAAAUUGAAGCUUCCAUUGCCACGAGCGACGAGCAGAUAGAGAAGGUGGAAAAACUUUUCCAAAGAGCGCUGAACGACUACUACUCGGCCGACGUUGCAAUGGAAUUUGCCGAACUGGCGAUGAAAACCAGUAGCAAGGAUAUUUCGGACCGCAUCUGGCGUACCCUGAUACCAACGUACGGACUGCACACUAUGAAGGGAAGAUCCAUCUACGAGGCGUAUCGAGAAGAUACAUUAACAAAGAACGGAGACACCACAGAGAGUUUCAACAGAGUGGCGAGAAUAUACGAACAGGAGCUAAAAAUUCCGCUCCACAACAUGGAGGAAUCGUGUAUCCAGUACAAACUGCUGUGCGAAAAGUAUAAAGAUCAGCUGACCGACUUGGACGAGGAAAAGUUCGAGAGGCGGUACAAACAGGCAAAGGAAGCCUUGCAGCGGAUGAUGGCCCACGAAAAUGCCCUAGCGGCACUCAAAGCGCACUGUCACCAGGAUCGCGCGGAUCUAUAUCGUAAGUACAUCGAAGACUGUCAGGGCGUGCUGGACGACGACGAAGUACAGAUUCUGUACGAGCGAAUGGUGACCGAGUGCUGCCUAGAUGGGACGGUAUGGGUGGAUUAUUUGCGUUACUUGCACCGCUGUCCGCCCGACCCGGAAGAUGGUCAAACAUCGCCCGUUUUCCGCCAGAGUGAGCUCGACGUCGUAAAUCGGGCACUACGCAACUGUCCCUGGUGUGCGGAGCUGUACGUCGAGAAGAUGCGCAUCGCCGAGCGGCAUUACAAGGAAAGCUCCAAGAUGAUGAUCCUUAAAAUUAUGGAGGAUGUAGCCUCGGCUGGGCUGCAGACGCCGGAAGCUUCGGUGAAGGUUUGGCUGGAGUAUCUGACGUACUUACGGCGCGUUACGGACUUUACCAGCGAGAAGGAACGGGACAUCCUGCGGGCAAACUUUGAUUUGGCUUGGAAUCAGUUGGGCAGGGCGUGGGGUGUGCUGGCCGAUCCGCAGUGUAAGAUCCUGCAGUUUUGGGGCAGACUUGAGUAUGAGGUGCUAGGAGAGCCGGGCAAGGGCCGUGAUCUGUGGUAUAGUGUGAUGGAUAGUGCCGAUAAUUCCACCCGCGUAGGCCUUUGGAUUGAGUUUACCGAACUAGAAGCCAAACGGGGUCCGGACGCCGUUCGAAAGCUGUACCGCAAAUCGAUCACCACGGCCGGGUUAGACGAUCCGGAAACGCUGGCUGCUGCGUGGUUGCGCUUCGAGAGAUGUAACGGAACGCUGGAUCAGCUCAUCAGCUGCCAGGAACUAUGCAAUGCCACGAUAGAGAAGUACUACAAAACAUUCUCGACGAAAACCUCGGCACGUGGUGUGAAGGGACGGAAACCGGAUGGAGGCAAGGAACCGGUUACAUCGUCCAGCAAGUUGGGUCAACCACCGAACACUGAUAGUAACGCUAGCGCGGGGAACAUGGGUAAAAAAAACCUGAAACGCACCCAUGAUCAAACGAGUCCCUCGUCGAAGGCAGAAGGGGAACGAAAGGAAGAAUUCAAAACCCCCGCCGUCCCAGCUCCCCAUCCUGCUUCCAAAGUGGUCGACAGUAACAACAGACAAGAAUCAUCGCACGACGCAUCGAAGCGGCCCAAGCUUGAGGUGACAGACGGCUCCGAGGAGGUGACAGAGAAAAGUUUCGAAAGGCGGCAAGUUUUCGUCAGCAACCUUAGCUUCGAUGCGACGGAAACGGACAUUCGUGCCAUUUUCCCUGAACUGGCCAUCGAAUCGAUUGAACUGGUCCCGUCAAGCUCGGGUAAAAGUCGCGGCUUCGGUUAUAUGCUACUGGCCAGCGAACAGGAGGUACCCAAGGCGCUCAGCUUCGACCGGCGCCCUCUGGCAGGGCGGCCAGUAUUCAUAUCGAAUGUCGCGCGUGACAAAGCAAAUCGACUGAACCAGUUCAAGUACUCGUCGUCGUUCGAGCCGAAUAAAAUCUUCAUCAAGGGCUUACCGUUCAAUCUCGGAAAGGACGAUUUGCAGCGGCUCUUUGAACCGUUCGGUGCCAUCAGGGACAUUCGAAUCGUUUGCUUCCGCAGUGGAAAGUCGAAGGGUUUGGCAUACCUGGAGUAUGAAACGGAAACGGCCGCGAAGAAUGCCGUGCUCAAGAUGGAUCAGCUCGUGAUCGAUGGGUUUACGAUCACGGUGGCAAUUUCGUCACCACCUCCGAAGAAAAAUCCUACCGCAACCGAGCCCAACUUAGCCCUGACAGGAGAGAAUGCCGAUGGUACUGGGAACAGUGCAAGUUCUAGCCUUGGUUCGGGCAAAAGACAACUAGCUAAAGGGGACGUCAAGCAAAAACUGUCCCCGAUGAUUCCAACCGCCUUGCUGAAAAAGUCCGCCGCCGCCGCGGCUGGCAACGAGAAGCCAAAAUCUAACGACGAUUUCCGCAAGCUGUUGCUCAAACAGUAGAAAAACACUUCAAUGUACACUUUUCUUGUGUAGCGUUCAGCAGUUUUUCGUGUUUUUGGUUGGUUUAAAUGGGAGAAAAGUCCGAUCUUCUUUAAAACAACAUUCAGUGUCUUCAAGACAAACAAAUUCUAUUUAUGUAAGAAUUCCGCUUCCAUCAUUUACUAGUGCUGCAGGGACCUAGGUACGCACUAUCUGCGUGCUAUGAAUUUAAAAGGAAUAUUCGUGCUCGGAUUAUCUCGUGCGUAUGCUUUUUCCUUUGCUGAACAGUUUGUCCAUUUCAUUUCAUGUGAUCGGAAGAUAGAGUCUUGAAUGAUAGUUCUUUCAAAAAGAUUCAGCUGGAAGAAUAGAACGCAAACAAUCGACCUUCUAUUUCUUCCUUUUCAACAUUUUAAUUCCAUUUUUAUUCUAUUCUGUC